AUGGAGGCAGGAAACUUCAGCCAGGUCUCAGAGUUCCUCCUCCUGGGCCUCUCCGAGGACCCCCAGGAGCAGCAGCUGCUCUUCAUUCUCUUCCUGGUUAUGUACCUGGUCACGGGCCUGGGCAACCUGCUCAUCGUCCUGGCCAUUGUCACUGACGCCCGGCUCCACACCCCCAUGUACUUCUUCCUGGCCAACCUGGCCUCCGUGGACAUCUGCUUCACCUCCACCACUAUCCCCAAGAUGCUGGUUAACCACGUCACAGGGCACAGGGGGAUCACAUACGCUGGCUGCCUCAUCCAGAUGUUCUUCUUCAUCUGGUUCAUCUGCAUCGACAGCUUCCUGCUGGGCGCCAUGGCCUACGACCGCUACGAGGCCAUCUGCCGCCCCCUGCACUACGCCACCUCCGUGACCCCUCUGGUCUGUGUCCUGCUGGUGGCGGCGUCCUGGGCCGGGGCCUUGGGGAACGCCCUGGUGCACACAAUACUGAUGGCCCAGCUGUCCUUCUGCGCCCACAACCGGGUGCCCCACUUCUUCUGUGACGUCAGCCCCCUACUGAGGCUGGUGUGCUCUGACACGUCCCUCAUCAACUUCGUCCUGAACACUGUGGGUGCGCUGCCCCUCUUCAUCCCCUUCAUGGGCAUCCUGGUCUCCUACACCAAUAUCUUCGCGGCCGUGCUGAAGAUCCCAUCCGCCAAGAGCAAGCAGAAGGCAUUCUCCACCUGCGGCUCCCACCUCUCCGUGGUCACCCUGUUCUACGGGACCCUCAUCGGGGUGUAUUUCAACCCCACGUCCGCCCACACGGCCCAGAAGGACACAGUGGCUGCGGUGAUGUACACCGUGGUCACCCCCAUGAUGAACCCCUUCAUCUACAGCCUCCGGAACAAGGACAUGAAGGGUGCCCUGGCGGCCCUGGUCAGCAGGAGGCCAGCUUUUCCUUGGUGA
Messenger RNA from Sorex fumeus (smoky shrew), 942 nucleotides. Its product is annotated as olfactory receptor 1361-like. Bases 1 to 942 code for a protein of 313 amino acids. The record is from RefSeq and is a predicted model, not a curated record. The transcript has a single exon. Gene Ontology annotation, biological process: G protein-coupled receptor signaling pathway. Gene Ontology annotation, cellular component: membrane. NCBI's taxonomy places the organism in Eukaryota, Metazoa, Chordata, Mammalia, Eulipotyphla, Soricidae. Gene Ontology annotation, molecular function: olfactory receptor activity; G protein-coupled receptor activity.